Molecule: messenger RNA, 4137 nt
Organism: Pseudocercospora fijiensis CIRAD86
Lineage: Eukaryota; Fungi; Ascomycota; Dothideomycetes; Mycosphaerellales; Mycosphaerellaceae
Exons: 1
Coding region: 1-4137 (1378 amino acids)
Biological process (GO): glutathione metabolic process
Cellular component (GO): cytosol
Molecular function (GO): 5-oxoprolinase (ATP-hydrolyzing) activity
Source: RefSeq, a predicted model, not a curated record
AUGGGAGCCGCUACGAACAACGAGGUCCAUGGUGCCUCGACUAAGGGCAUACGGAUAGCCAUUGACCGUGGUGGAACCUUCACAGACUGCGUCGGCAAUCCGGGCACAGGCAAGAUGGAAGACGACGUAUUGAUCAAACUGCUUUCAGUCGAUCCACAGAACUACGACGAUGCGCCAUUAGAGGGCAUCAGGCGUCUGCUGGAGAAGUUUACUGGCAAGGGCAUACCGAGAGGUGAACCUUUAGACACGAGCAAGAUCGAAAGCAUACGGAUGGGCACAACGGUCGCCACAAACGCAUUGCUAGAAAGGAAAGGCGAGGACAUUGCAAUGGUGGUUACGAAGGGCUUCAAGGACUGCUUAGAGAUUGGCAACCAAAGCCGACCGAAUAUCUUCGAUCUGGCGAUCAGGAAGCCGGACGUCUUAUACAAGAAGGUACUUGAGAUUGACGAGCGAGUCACAUUAGAAGACUACGCAGAAGACCCAGAACGGAAGAAUACAGGUGCCAAGACAAUUCAAGAGGCGGGCAACCACGCAGAGCUGGUCAAAGGACUUAGUGGUGAGACAGUGCGGAUACUACAACGACCGAAAGAGGAGACGAUUCGAGAGCAGCUGCAAGAGCUUUUUGACUCAGGACUAAAGAGCAUCGCUGUAUGCCUUAUGCACGGAUAUACGUACCCUGUGCAUGAAGCUUUGGUUGGUAAGAUCGCCAGGGAGAUUGGCUUUGAACAUGUGUCGCUUUCGCACGAGCUCAUGCCUAUGAUCAAGCUGGUUCCCAGAGCGACAUCUGCGUGCGCUGAUGCCUAUCUCACCCCAGCUAUACGGAAGUACAUUGAUGGAUUCCAAAAGGGCUUCGAGGGUGGCCUUGGCACGGAGAGCGUGAAGAACGAAGCAGGUGCGAAGGGAGCAAGAUGCGAGUUCAUGCAGUCUGAUGGAGGUCUCGUGGAUGUGGACAUCUUCAGCGGGCUGAGGGCUAUUCUGUCGGGACCAGCAGGAGGUGUGGUCGGAUAUGCACUUACGAGCUACGAUCCCGAGACGAAGAUUCCUGUGAUUGGCUUCGACAUGGGAGGUACCUCGACUGAUGUGUCGCGAUAUGGCAGCGGAAGAUAUGAUCAUGUAUUCGAGACGACGACCGCAGGCGUAACAAUCCAAUCGCCACAGCUGGACAUCAAUACAGUCGCAGCAGGUGGAGGAUCGCGACUAUUCUGGAAGAAUGGGCUGUUCGUCGUUGGGCCUGAAAGUGCAGGCGCUCACCCAGGACCUUCUUGCUAUCGAAAGGACGGACCGCUCACGAUCACCGACGCGAAUCUCUUCUUGGGCCGGCUCCUACCAGAUUUCUUCCCGAAGAUCUUCGGCAAGAAUGAGGACGAAGGUCUGGACGAGCAAGCAAGCAAGAAGUUGUUCGAGGAGCUUACCGCGCAGAUCAACAAGGAGAACGCAGGUUCCAACAAGGAAAAGGAGAUGACUGCAGACGAGGUGGCGCACGGCUUCAUCAAGAUCGCCAACGAGACGAUGACGAGACCUAUCCGUUCUUUGACUGAAGCACGUGGACACGACACAAGUAAGCACAGAUUGGCUACGUUCGGAGGUGCCGGUGGACAACACGCUGUUGCGAUUGCAGAAGCACUUGGCAUCACCCAGAUCCUCAUCCAUCGAUACUCUUCGGUACUCUCUGCAUAUGGAAUGGCACUUGCAGAUGUGGUGGAUGAGAGGCAGGAGCCAGAAUCAAGGAUCUGGUCUGACAAUGACCAAGAAGUAAGGAGAUAUCUUGAGAACAAGUUGAACGAGCUCAAAAAGAAGUCGACUGGCACACUUAAGGACCAAGGAUUCUCGGAAGAUCAGAUUCACUACGAGGAGUAUCUCAACAUGCGGUAUCGCGGGACUGAAUCGGCACUCAUGGUUGUCAAGCCUACGAAAGAGGAAGUCGGCACCGACUAUGACGGCGACGAAUGGGCAUUCGGCAAGGCUUUCGCCAGGCAGCACGAGCAAGAAUUCGGGUUCACUCUCCCAGACCGGGAUAUCAUUGUCGAUGAUGUACGUGUCAGGAGCAUUGGCAAGACCUUUGAAGGACUCGAGAAGACCGUCGAUCAUCAGCUGAACGAGAUCAAGCCCAGAGACGUUGAGAACGGUGAGAAAGCCUAUGGUACAAAGUCUGUCUACUUCGAAGGCGGUCGACAAGAGACAUCGGUCUACAAGCUCGAAGAUCUCGAGGUUGGUGACCGGAUCAAGGGCCCAGCUAUCAUCGCAGACGGAACACAGACUAUUGUUGUGACACCAGAAGCAACAGCACUUCUCAUCAACACGCACGUCGUGAUCAACCUUGGCGAAACUGACGCGCAGGAGAAGAAAGUCGACACCAAAAACGUUGAUCCGAUCAUGCUAUCAAUCUUCGCCCAUCGCUUCAUGGCCAUCGCAGAACAAAUGGGUCGAGCCCUUCAGAAAACAUCAGUCAGCACCAACGUCAAGGAACGACUUGACUACUCUUGCGCGCUCUUCGACGCAGAUGGAGGUCUCGUGGCCAAUGCACCUCAUUUGCCUGUACAUCUUGGCAGCAUGUCCACUUGUGUGAAGAAGCAGUCCGAGAUCUGGCAAGGAAAGCUCAAAAAGGGCGACGUCCUUGUUUCCAAUCAUCCCAUGUUCGGCGGUACACAUCUUCCCGACAUCACCGUCAUCACGCCCGCCUUCUCUGGUGAUAACAUCGUCUUCUACGUUGCUUCGCGGGCCCACCACGCAGACAUUGGGGGAAUCCUUCCUGGCUCUAUGCCACCGCAUUCCCGAGAACUCUUCCAGGAAGGCGCGGCAAUCAAAACUGAGAAGCUCGUAUCCGAAGGCCACUUCAAUGAAAAGCGAAUCACUGAACUGCUCCUUGACGAACCAGCACAAUAUCCUGGGUGCUCUGGCACUCGUUGUUUGGCCGACAAUCUCAAUGACCUCAAAGCCCAGAUCGCCGCAAACCAGAAAGGCAUAAAUCUCAUCUCAACUCUGAUCGAGGACUACGGCGAAGACGUCGUGCAAUUCUACAUGCGCAACAUUCAAGACAACGCUGAACUCUCAGUCCGCAAGCUCCUCAAGGACGUCUCGCAUCGCUUCUCAGGCCAGGAUCUCUCCGCGAUCGACUACAUGGAUGAUGGCUCUCCAAUCCAGCUCAGAGUCACAAUCGACGCAGAAAAGGGCGAAGCGAUCUUCGACUUUACAGGAACCGGGCCAGAAGUCUACGCCAACACCAAUGCUCCCGAAGCCGUCACCUACUCCGCUAUAAUUUACUGCCUCCGAUGUCUCAUCAGUGAAGACAUACCAUUGAACCAAGGAUGUCUCAAACCGGUCCAGGUGAUCAUUCCUCCCAAAUCAUUCCUCUCACCAUCAGGCACGGCAGCCGUUGUUGGUGGCAACGUCUUGACGUCUCAAAGAGUCACCGAUGUGGUUCUAAAGGCAUUCCAAGCUUGUGCUGCAUCCCAAGGCGACACAAAUAACCUCACCUUCGGAUUCGGAGGCAAUGUCAGUGGAGAGAAAUCCGUCCAAGGAUUCGGAUACUACGAGACGAUUGCAGGAGGAUCUGGAGCAGGGAGGACUUGGGAUGGUACGGAUGGUGUUCAUACACAUAUGACCAAUACGCGAAUUACUGAUUCGGAAGUCUUCGAGAGAAGAUACCCUGUCUUGCUCAGGGAGUUUAGUUUGAGGAAAGGAAGUCAUGGAAAAGGACAACAUCGGGGAGGCGAUGGUGUGGUAAGAGAUAUUGAAUUCAGAAUCCCGGUACAAGUCUCGAUUUUGUCCGAGAGAAGAGUCUAUCAUCCUUAUGGACUGGCAGGUGGCGAGGAUGCGGCCUGCGGGAAGAACAUUUGGGUAAGGAAGGUGCCUAAGGUCAAGAGUAGUGAUGCAGAUGAGAAGUUGAAUGGCGAGAAGAAGACAAAUGGUGUCAAUGGUGAGAGUAAACAGGAGGAGGAAGUCCGUUAUAUCUCUCUUGGAGCAAAGAAUACCGCUUCUAUGCAAGCAGGAGAGCGGAUCAUUGUGAUGACGCCCGGAGGUGGUGGAUGGGGUCCUGUCGGCAAGGCUAGCGAGGCCGAGAAGAAAGCUGAUCCUAAGCAUAAUUGGAGGGGAGGGAGCGUUGCGAAUCGACAGGCGGAGGCAGAGGCUAGUGCGUAG